Esox lucius (northern pike) is the source of this 2963-nucleotide messenger RNA. It is a transcript of the gene insc, whose product is annotated as INSC spindle orientation adaptor protein. Gene Ontology annotation, biological process: apical protein localization; regulation of asymmetric cell division; asymmetric cell division. NCBI's taxonomy places the organism in Eukaryota, Metazoa, Chordata, Actinopteri, Esociformes, Esocidae. The record is from RefSeq and is a predicted model, not a curated record. The coding region runs from base 356 to 2005 and encodes 549 amino acids. Gene Ontology annotation, molecular function: cytoskeletal adaptor activity; protein binding. Gene Ontology annotation, cellular component: apical cortex. The transcript has 13 exons.
AUUACAUGCUUGACCACAGAGUCUCUCUAAAAUAUAAUGCUGCCGCUCACAUGGUAGACCAAAAUAGAAUAGUCUGUUUGGAUGGCCGCCCAGCUGAAACCAAGCUCCGCUGACUGACUGACAGAGGGAUGUGGGCUUUUUUCUCCCUAAGAAAAACCUUAAGGUCACAAAUCCUCACAAAAGACUUUAAGGCAGCUGCUUCCAGUUGAACUCCCAGUACCUCAGUUGUGCUGCGAGGAGAGAGGAGCUCAAGGGCAGUGGCAGAGGCUCUCCCCACGACUAUGAAAACUUCAGAGCUCACUUAACCUUGACAACAGUAACCUGAGGGUGCUGUGCUGAACUGGACACAAAUCAAAUGGCUAGUCCUCAGAUCUCAAGGGUGGCCACCCCUGAAAGCUCCAGAAUGGCCACCCCUCCAAGCUCCAGAAACAGUAGCUCUGUUUCAUCAUCUCCCAUGAACAGGAUGCAGUCUCUCCAGGUGGACUCGGUGCAGCGCUGGAUGGAGGACCUGCGUCACAUGACGGAGGUGGAGUGCAUGUGCGUGCUGCAGGCCAAGCCUAUCGGCGUGGAGGAGGACGCUCAGGGCGAGCUCAUCGUGGCUACAGGGGACCACGUGGCCCGAGACAACCUGCAGACCCUGCUGCGUCGGGCGCUGGUGGUCAGCACUGACUUGGGCAAGAUGUUCCAGCGGCUGGAGAAGGGGCGCUGGCAACGGGUCCACAGCGCAGCAGUCCGGGCCAACUGCCACGUCCGCUCGCUGGUACAUGAGUACGGCGCCGCCCGCAACACCCCCGCAGAGAUGCAGAAGUAUGAGAAGUCUUUGCUUGAGAAGUGCAUGGAGUUGACGAGCAUAACGGAGAGAUGCCUUCAUACUGAGGAUGAGUUCUUCCUGAAGUCUAUGAGGGAGGCCAUUCAUGAGAUCCUCACCGAUGUUAGUGAUUCGUUCAGCCACAUGAUUGACAUGGCCCUGGCCAAUGAGAUCCAGGUCUUGAUCAGGCAGAUUGAGUCGUCAGACAGUGUGUACACUAUUGGUAGUGCCAUCAGCAACCUGCUGUCCCUAACUCAGGACGGCCCUCAGUUAUGCAGCAUCAUCGCCAAGGAGGGUGCUGUGGUGGCCCUGUUUAAGAUCUGCCGGCAGGACUGCUUCAGUGAUCUCUACGCACACGCCCUGAGGACGGUGGCCUCCAUAUGCUGCGUGGAGGAGGGCAUAAACCAACUGGAGAAGGUGGACGGGAUCCUGUGCCUGGCUGACAUCCUAACAGAUGAGAACAGCGUUGAGGCGGCGAGAGCCGAGGCCGCGGCGGUGGUGGCCCAGAUCACCUCGCCCCACCACACCUCCACCCAGCACCUGGGCAGCUUUCUGGAGAGCAUGCAGGACAUCGUCACCGCCCUCAUUAAGCUGUGCGACAGUGCCUCCUGUGGUGAGGUCUUCCUCCUGGCGUCUGCUGCCCUUGCCAACAUCACUUUCUUUGACAGCAUGGCCUGUGAGAUCCUGCUCCAGCUUAACGCCAUUCACAUCCUCUUCCAGGCCUGCAAAGACCGACAGAGAGUGGAUACUCCCUACUCUAAAGACCAGGUGGUGACCAUCUUGGCAAACCUCUCAGUUUUGGAACAGUCUGCAUCUGAAAUCCUGCAAGAGAAGGGUAUUGAGAGACUUCUCCAGUUUCUGGGUGAGAAGCCGUCCUCGUCCAGUCCAUCGGAGGGCGCUGCGUGCGAACGUGUCCAGCAGAAAGCGGCCGUCACAUUGGCCCGUCUGAGCAGAGACCCUGAUGUGGCCCAAUCAGCCAUCCAGCUCCAAGCUGUUCCACGUCUCAUUGCACUGUGCCGUUCACCAGCGGAGAGGAACGACAGCGACUCUGUGCUGGUUGCCUGUCUAGCUGCCCUGAGGAGGCUCGCAGCAGGGUGUCCAGACAGCAUCGAGGCCGCCGACCACCAGCAGCUGAUCAAGCCCAGACUGGUGGACUCUUUCCUGCUGUGCUCCAACAUGGAAGAGAGCUUUGUAUGAGAAGGUCCAGAGCAGAGUGAAACCGACCACUCAAAACAGGGCAGGGUUGAUAAAAGUGAAUCCCUACAUCCCACAGCACGCCUGUACAUGGAAACCAAUCUGAAUGUGUAACGCAAAGACCGUGGGUGAUGGAAAUGUAAAAACUGACCAGAAAUGAAUCAAAAUCUGUUUGAAGGUUACAAUACUGUGGAUGUCAGAAAUUCAUAUUCAGAGACAAUGAAUCAUGAAUACUUACAAAAUGUACAUUUCAGUUUGUCCAAUUUAUCAGUUUCUGUCUAUUUUCAAUUAUUUGUGUCAGCUGCCAAUUCAAUGGGUUGUUGUAAGCAGAAAAUAAUUUGUUGUUACCUACAAAUUAUAAUUUGUAUAAAUAAUUAAUUUUGGUGAAAAUACACAUUAACGUAUUUAAACAGUUAUCUAAUUUCACUUCCUAGUUCAGGAGACUUCAGCUGCUGCUUGGAGUAUAAGGAAACCUCUGUAGUUGGGUAAGCUAGAAACAAAGUGCUUUAAAAGCGUUAAUAUUUUACCUAUAUUUUACAUUGUUGUCUUGGAUCUCAAACAUUGGAUUUUCUGCUAAGAAACCACAAGGGUUAUUGACCACAGGAUCUGUGGUGAAUCCAGUUUUUAAUUUUUUAUUUAAAAAACAUACAAAAUGUUAAAUCAAUUAGUAUUAUAUUGUAUGGCAUGCAUAUACUGUAAUAAAGAUAAGCAUACCUUAAAAUGAAAGCUUUUUGUUGCUAACAAGAAAAGUGUCGCCUCAAAACUACACCUCCACUGGAACUUCACUGCUGUACUAAAUGUGACCAGACAAAACUAAGCCAAAACAUGAACAGUGAGACCAUGUCAAAGGAGACGACUGUUCAAUAAUCGAUGAUGCCUUGCGUCCCUUCGUAAGGCCUAAUGAGGACCCAGAGUCUGCAGCCAUGCCCAUCUCACGAGAGGCGCUACACUGCCUACAUCU